GGCGGGGGGCACCGAGUCACCAGGCACAACCGUGGGCUCCGAGUCAACUGGGAUGACCGCUGGCACUGGGUCAGACAUUGGAUCGUCUGGCUGGACAGCGGGCAUCGGGUCACCAGGCAUCAGGUCAUUUGGCUCGACAGCGGGCACCGCGUCAUCUGGCAAGGCAGUGGGCUCCGAGUCAACUGGUAUGACCGCGGGCACUGGGUCAGACAUUGGAUCGUCUGGCUGGACAGCGGGCACUGGGUCACCAGGCAUCAGGUCAUUUGGCUCGACAGCGGGCACCGCGUCAUCUGGCAAGGCAGUGGGCUCCGAGUCAACAGGCACGACAGUGAGCACCGGGUCAUCAGGUACCGGAUUGUCUGGCUCGACAGCGGGCAUCGGGUCACCAGGCAUCAGGUCAUUUGGCUCGACAGCGGGCACCGGAUCAGGUACCGGAUCAUCUGGAUCAACAGCGGGCAUCGAGUCAACUGGC
Staurois parvus is the source of this 472-nucleotide messenger RNA. The record is from the annotation of a GenBank genome assembly. Lineage: Eukaryota; Metazoa; Chordata; Amphibia; Anura; Ranidae.